AAAAGUCAGUCUAUUUCGUAACCGUUAAACGGACGGACGGCAUUAUUUUAGCGUCGCAUGUUUUCAUAAACAACCAAAAAGUCAGAUUUUUCUUUUCAAAAAUAAAAAAAAUAAAAAAAUCCUGUGGUUACCACAGAAAUAAUAAAAAAAAAUCUGUGGAAAGUUACUUUAGACAAAAGUUACUUAACUUGUGACUUUGUCUUCUUUUUUGUUUCAAAGUCGUCGUCGUCGGUGAAGUUUUAAGAAUAGUGGGUGCGUAGGUAUCCUUACGCCCGAACCGUUUUUUUUUUUUUUUGGUUUCUGAGAAAAAUCAAAAAGUUUCAAAAAGAAUUUCUUCUGUAAAAUCCACAAAAGUAAGAGAAGAAGAAACAAAAAAAAAACAUCUUGUCACAAGCUGCCACCGAUAUACAACAACAACAAAUUACGAAAAAAAUAAAAAAUAGAAAGAAAAUAAAAUUUAGUGCUGAUCCUUGUGAAUAGCUGAAAUAUUUAUUUCAUCCUGUUUGUCCUUGGAAUUGUUUCGAUAUUUUUUUUUUCUCUUUCUCAUCAUCGAGUAUUUUUUGUUGUUGUUCCUGUGUAAGGUCCUUUUGUUGGCCAAAAAAAAAAAGAAAGCAAUAAUUGCAUACCUUUGGGAAAAAUUUAACAAAACCAUCCCACAAAACCCACUCUUACCUUAUAUCCUGCCUGCCUGCCUGGCCUGAUAUCCUGCUUAUAGUACAACAAAAUCUGUGUCACAAAUUUUUUCGUCGUCCUUUAGAGUCCUUGUCGACGUUGUCGUUAUUCGUAUAGUCGAAGUAUUCAUUGUCGUCGUCGUUCAUAAGGUCUUCGUAUGGUAUAGUCAUAGUGGCUUCGUCGUAAAAAGUCACUUUUUCGUUUUUGUGCUGCUACUCCGGUAGUCGGGAGUGUUGGUUCCGUGUCCUUAAUAUAUAUAUAUAUAUAUUUUUUUUUCGACCAAAAAGGAUAUAUACACAAGCUGUGAGAAAGAAAGUAAGCUGGCAUUUUAUGUGGUUUAACUUAGUCCAGCAUAAUAAUUUUUCUUCUUCGGUUUCGGGUUAGUUACGCGGACGUUUUUGGCUGGCAGGACAAGUAGUGGCAGUGUACAUAAUACACCUGUGUAAAAAUAUGUCCUUUUAUAUGCCAACACAACGCCCACGUACAUGUGUGUGAAUAAGCCUUGGAAUUUUGCGUGUUGUUUAUUACCUAAAUAGAACCAAUCCCUUUGGUAUAAAGAUCUCAUGAAUUAAUUCAAGGUCCUAACUAACGAAGGUUUGAUUUUCUUGUGUGUUGGUAUAGUUAGCAGUUGUUGAUAGAGAGCAAAAAGGUCCUUUGAAAAAAAAAAAAAUUAUUAUCAAAGUACAAAUUUUUUCGUGAUGGGCAUGAAAAAGGCUUGAACUAGAACAGCGCGUUCUGUUUCUAUAAUAAAGAGAGAAUAUGCUAAUUCCCAUGUGUGUCCUUUCUUGGAAAACCGUGUGAAGGUCGGGUUACGUUACGAUAGAAAGUUGAAUUUCAAGAAAAAAAAAAGGAUGCAUGCAUCUUAACCUGCAUUUGAUGUUCAAGGAUUUAAACUAAAAAUAAAAAAGGACGAACAAAAAAAAAAAAAAAAACGGAUCAAAGUGUGUGUGUAUCACAUUUAGCUAUUGAACCAAGUCAGCAGGAGAAAGAGCAAAGUUAGUGAAUAAGGUGGGUACAUUUAUCCAUUGGACUGCUUGCGUUUUAAUUAUAAUCCCGCUUAUGAAAUUUGAGAAUAUGAAUCAACAUCGUAAAGGCUCAAAAGCAGAACAAAUUGUAUACAAAUUACAUCAGCAAAACUCUCUGUAAUCCUCUUCCUCUGUGAGAGUUAUAUUCUUUUUGAUUGAUAUGAUCUACGUCUUCGUCCCUGUCUUCGUUGUCCUUGUAACGUCAUCGUAGAAAAAAAAAAGACAAAAAAACAUCUACAAACGAAACAAGUGAAAAUCUGUUAACUUUCAAAUUGAAGGACUUUUAUUCUUCUUUGUUCUACUGUGUGUAAGUUUAAAUGUGAAUGUGUGUGUAUUCAAAAGAAACAUAGGGAAAACUUUGGGUUACUUUAAAAACAAUAACAUCUUCAAUACCAUAUUUUUUCUUGACUAAAGCUAAAAAUAAAACGAAACAAAAAAAAAAAAAAAAUAUAACGGAAACACUUUCAUAAUUUCAACUUUAUGGCAUAAGAAAUUAGAAAACUUCAAAGCGUAACGGAGAAAACAAUAAAAAACCAAAAAAUAUGUUCACACUAAGAAAUAUCCUAAAAUGUUCUUCAAAAAGUUUGUAAGCUGAAGCAAGAAGUUAACGUAGAGGAAUAAUAUCCAUCCCUUCCGAAAGGCAAACAUUUAAAUUCCAAUCAUGAAUGUCGGUGAAUGAUUUACUCGAGCGCAACGAACUACGCGAGUUUUGUGUAUUUGAAAAUUCUUAUUCAAUUUUUGCUUAAGUUCUCUAUCCAUCCAACACAACCCCCUACAUCUAUUAUAAAAUGGAAAAUGUUUCUUUGUGUUAAUUUUUCACAGUUUUUUUUUCAUCCUUAACCAAACUUUAAAUAACUUGGAGGAAAAAAAUUAUUCAAAACCGAGUCACACCUCCAUGAUUCUGGUAAAGAAAUAAAUAAGCAUUUAAAAUUUUUUUACCACUGGAGGGCGCUGUAUACAUAAAUACAUAUUUUUUUAAUGAAAAUAAUAACUUCUACUUACACCAACAAAGUCAAGAAAAUAUAAAUAAAACCCUAAUAAAUAAAAUAACCAAACAAAACCCAGCCACCAUCAACCAAAAAGAAACAAAAAUAUUACACAUACGCCUAGGUGGCCCACACAUAACCCCUGCGGGGACAUUUUCUUAAAUUGUGAUUUGGAAGAAGUUUUUUUUCUUCUUUGUCAUAAGUGGAAAUGAAAUCGAAAAAUGUAUUCACAUUCUGUUGCUAUUAUAUUGAAUGGUUCAUACCACAUGUGGCACAAAGCAUAGAGAAAGAAGCAACAACCAAAAACAACAACAAAAACUGAUCGGAGUGUCACAUCAACGCACAAAUGAAAUGAAACCAGAAGGGCGGAAAUGUAUUUCUUUUUUUAAAAAAUAAAAAAAAAUCACCAAAAUUCUAAAUAACUUCAAUGAAUGGUGAAAAAGUCAAAAGAGCUGGUAUCUACUAAAAAAAAAAAAGAAACAUAAAACCCAAAAGCGAAAAAAAAGAAAGUAUCGAACUAAAUCGUUCGUUUGAGGCGGAAAUUCUAAAUGCAUAACACGUAAUCAAAACGAUAGAGGCAACGACUAAAAGGGUUCUUUUUUUUACUCUUUUUCCAAAAAAAUAUAAUUCAAAAAAACACUCAAAAAAUAUAUUUAUAAAUAUAACAACAACAACCAAAAAAUAAAAAAAAAUAUAUAUACAAAAAUGCGAACCUCUAUCCGGGUAACGUCGACUGCGACGACGAGAACGUCUUUGUCUUCAUAUUCAUCGUCGUCCUUGAGAACAGUGGGGAGUAAUUUUAUAUCAAAAUCAGUAAAUCUUUUGUACACGGGAUUUCUACUUAUGCUCUUACUUAUGGAAAAUACGCACGCCAGAAUUGGAUAUUUCUGGCACAUAACAGAUCUGCAUUUGGAUACCAUUUACUCAACACAAGGAGACGUACUUCGAAGUUGUUGGCGAAUGGACCGACAAACGAGUUCAUCGGGUCGAACACCGGGUCGUUUUGGUGAUUACCUUUGCGAUAGCCCAUGGAGCCUAAUCGAGUCAGCGGCUCGUGCAAUGAAAUCAAGACAAGGUGACAACGUUGAAUUCGUUCUGUGGACGGGUGAUGGCUUAUCACAUUCAGCGCAUCCAAUGUUCGAAACAAAAAAACUGGAAAUCCUGCGAAAUAUAACCGAUUUACUGGGGCGAACAUUUCCAUCACAAUUUGUAUUUCCCGUUUUGGGCCAUGAGGAUGGCACAAAUACAAACUUUCGACGGAUGGGUGAACUCUGGAGACACUGGUUGCCAUCCGAGGCAUUGCAUACAUUUGAAAAAGGUGGCUACUAUUCAAUUGAACAAACAAAAAGUCGUCUAAGGAUAAUCGCCUUGAAUACAAAUUUCAUGCGACAUGACCCGAAAUACUCACAAAGCCACUUGGCUGCAGUUAGGCAAAGGCAGCCAAAUGGCGGUGGUAGCGGUGGCUCCAGCAAUGGUGGCAGCAUGGAUUCAACGGAAUACAAAAACUUUUACUAUCACCAUGGUGGAGUGCAUCAGCAUCAUUACCAUGGUGAUGGCAGCAGCGGUUAUGGUACAUCACAUCACCAUAUGUCCCGUGAUAGGGUGGGGAGUAAUAGUGGCAUUGGGGCUGUGGGUGGAAUGGUGGUGGAUGGUGGCGGACGUGUUAGUGCUCUAUCGGAAUACGAAAAUCAGGAUACGGAAAAACAAUGGAUUUGGUUGGAGGAUGUCCUUUCGAAAUCAAAGAAUAACAAGGAAACGGUCUAUAUUGUGGGACAUAUACCACCCGGAUCGGAUGAAAGACACGUUGGUAGCCAACAAAAUGGACAUACAACCUUCACCGAGAGCAACAACAUGCGAUAUUUGGAACUCAUUCGCAAGUAUUCAUCAAUUAUUCAGGGUCAGUUUUUUGGACAUUUGCAUUCGGACUCGUUUAGGAUUAUCUACGAUGAUAAAGGAAAGCCAGUGUCAUGGAUGAUGAUUUCACCAUCUGUUACACCAAGGAAAAUGAGCGUCGGAUCCAAUAAUCCAGCAAUGCGGUUAUACAAGUUCGAUACGGAUUCAGGCCAGGUCCUGGAUUAUACACAAUAUUAUCUGGAUCUAGCUUUGGCAAAUACAUUGGGUGAACCCAAUUGGAUACCCGAAUACAAUUUGACACAUUACUAUGGAUUGAAUGAUAUAUCAGCAAUUUCAUUGCACAAUUUCGUAGAUCGAUUUACAAGCAAUGAUGGAUCAUGGUUUCCAAAAUAUUACAGAGCAAAUACAGUACGCUAUCAAACAGAUCCUUGUGAGGGUAUUUGCAUGUUAAAUCACUAUUGCGCAAUAACUCGUGUUGAUUACAAGGAAUUUCGACAAUGCCUGGAGAAGGAACAAAGCGCAUUACGUUCCCAUUCGCCUGCCAUGCAAUCGUGUUCAUUGUUAAUACUACUGCUCUCUGUGGCCCUAUCCUGCAAUGCUGCAAUGCAAAUUCUACCAAAGCGCAUCCAUCAUUGGCUGCAUACAUCGUCUGUUGGCAUUGUUUUGGCAUUGCGUAAAAUUUUAUUUCGGAUACUUCCUGGAUUACAAAGACCUAGUCAAUAUCGUCACUAUUCAUUAAAAAUGGCGCCCAACGCAAAGACUUCCAUACUAUCGUCGAUGUCGUCAUCAUUGUUGUUGUCAUCAUCAUCAUCGUCAGCGUCAUUGUCAUCAUGCAAAGAGAAGGACUCACUCCAAUUUCAGAUGAUUCAAAUGAAUGGCGAAGGUGAUAGUGGACAUCAUAUGUUUAAAUUGAUUGGUGGUUACUCCUGUGUAAGCACAAAAACCGUCAACACUCGUGGCUUUUGUAGUGCCCAACUCAGCAGGGAAUUCAAGUCGACGUUGAACAAUAAUAAUAACAACAACAGCAACAACAACAACAAGGACGACACCAACAACGACGACGACGGUCAAAACCGCAUUCUAACUAAACCAACGCCAUCAACAGCAGUCAUACGAUGGCUUCAAUGUGGAAUCACCUGUGUGUGGUACUUCUGGUCUUCGUCGUUCAUGAUGCUGCUUUUAUCAGCAGUUCGGGACGAUGCAAUGCGAAUGCACAAACAAUGCGUUUUCAAUUGCCAAAAAUUGUAUUUAACUUUAGUGGAAUUAGUUAGAUGUAAUUGCAUUGAAAUUUACUUAGGUACAGUAGUUAAGUGUUGUAGUCAAUCGAUGUCGGUGUGCUUGCGGCUUAUGUACUCUAACCUAAACUUGGCCUGUGAAAUUGCACAACAAAAGGUAACGGCAACAGUGUUGUCAUUAGUUUAAGAUUGGGAACCAAUAUUAUGAUGAUUAUUAUUAUUAAAAUUAAGUUUAGAUUAAAGUGAAUUUUUUCUUACUUUUUUGUUAAAUAUUGUUAAUUUUUUUUUUUUUAUUGAACAUUCCAUUUGUUAGAAAACUAAGGCCUAUCGAAAAUAAUGUAGUAGAUUAAGAAUUGUAUGAGUGCUUUUAUGAAAUGUACACUCGAUCAAUAUUUAUUAACAGUUCACACGACAAAUGAAUUCAAAUAAAUGUGACGAAAUAUUGAAGUCAAUUCUUCAAAAAAAUUUUUUAAAAAACCAUCAGUAUGUAUUAUUUAUUGAAAGACUUACUAAGAGAAUAUUGUCAAUAAAUAUUGAUCGUUUGUUUAAUUUUGAGAAAUUAAAACGAAAUGAAAGCAAAAGAGAGUAUCUGUGUUAUACAACAUUUAGUGCGCAGUUGUGGGAAUAACAAAUCAUGAUUAUAACUGUAACAAAACAAAUAUAUGCAUAUACAAACAUCUAGUACAAUUUUAUUUAAAUUAAAUUUUGUAAGACUUUAAUUGUAUAAUAUUAACGGGGUUAAGAUGAUUUCUGUUGGACUUUUUUUAACAGACUUCAAAAGUU
Messenger RNA from Episyrphus balteatus (marmalade hoverfly), 6555 nucleotides. RefSeq lists its product as uncharacterized. The coding region runs from base 3389 to 5959 and encodes 856 amino acids. NCBI's taxonomy places the organism in Eukaryota, Metazoa, Arthropoda, Insecta, Diptera, Syrphidae. The transcript is spliced from 11 exons. The record is from RefSeq and is a predicted model, not a curated record.